Messenger RNA from Capra hircus (goat), 772 nucleotides. RefSeq names its product diazepam-binding inhibitor-like 5. Gene Ontology annotation, molecular function: fatty-acyl-CoA binding. The coding region runs from base 23 to 286 and encodes 87 amino acids. Gene Ontology annotation, cellular component: mitochondrion. Lineage: Eukaryota; Metazoa; Chordata; Mammalia; Artiodactyla; Bovidae. The record is from RefSeq and is a predicted model, not a curated record. Gene Ontology annotation, biological process: fatty acid metabolic process. The transcript has a single exon.
GGGCCCAGCCUCAGCACCCCCAAUGUGCCAAGUGGAGUUUGAGAUGGCCUGCGCUGCCAUCAAGCAAUUGAAGGGGCCGGUGAGCGAUCAGGAGAAAUUGUUGGUGUACAGCUAUUACAAACAGGCCACCCAGGGCGACUGCAACAUCCCGGCCCCACCUGCCACCGACCUGAAAGCCAAGGCCAAGUGGGAGGCAUGGAAUGAAAAUAAAGGCAUGUCCAAGAUGGAUGCCAUGAGGAUCUACAUUGCCAAAGUGGAAGAACUAAAGAAAAACGAAGCUGGUUAGGGAGGACAGAGCAGCAAGGCAGCUCUAGUAGGGAAGGAGGCACUUUGAAGACCUUUUGAGGGCCGGAAUAGCCUGAGGCUGUAACAGCCACCGGAGCUGAGACCUCAAUAAAUCACUUUAACUGCAUGAUAGUGACUGCUGUUGCACAACUGAUGAAUGGUGUCUGUCUGAUAAAAAGUGAGAGUCCUGGGGGGAGGUAUCCAAAAUGUAUGAAAAGGAUCUCUCCUUGAGGGGAAAGUUCUGGCGAAACUGGCUUUCUGUAGGAUUGAGUUCCCAGCCUUCCUUUUCCCCAGAGCAUACACAGAUAUUCAGCAGAAGCAGAGGAGCUGGGGCAGAAUCACGCUCUGACUUGAGGUCAGUGAGACCAUUGAGGUUCAGUGUCUGGGAAAGGGAGGGGGAGAGGAAGGAAAGGAGUCUGAGGCCCCUUGUCUCUCCAGGGGCUGUUGAUGCACUAUUAACCCAAAGCCUCUUGAUGAAAGUGACAGU